AUGAAGCAUCGUUCUGUGGUUUCGAACUUCGUGUUCAAGGGUGAAAGCGUAGAUCAAGCUCAACAGAUUGCACUUUUCAAGAGGAGUACACAUCCUAACAUCCGAAGUUAUCAAGGUAAGUACUCGCCUAUAGCUGGUAGCAUUGAAGAACAAGAUGCAUAUCCACUUGCCGCAGCCGAAAGAGAGAUUUAUGAGGAAACACAACUAGUGUGCGGUCGGGAUCUUGUGCUUGGGUUCACUGGGAGACCCUUCUCGUUCGAAGACGAACAGGCUCAGAGAUCAUGGACGGUACAUCCAUUUGGGUGGUUACUUAAAGCAGACGAAAGCAAGAUUCAGAUAGAUUGGGAACAUUCUGGCUGGAAGUGGUUUGAUCCUCAAGCUGUGCUCGACGGAGGCAUAGACGAUGACUGCGUCCCGAGGCUAAAGGUGAGCCUGCGAAGGGUCUACCUUGGCCCGAACGGCAUGUUUGGAAGUGGUAACGGGCUCAUUACUCGCAACAAUGCCGCUGGACAAGCAUUUCUCAGAACAAUCGAGAAGUUGAAGAACGACACAGAGAAUGGGGCUAGAGUGCUCGCCACGGACGCCUUGAAAGGACUCGUGGAGAUUACUAAGUGCAUAUUUUCUACCGAAGAUGGACUACUAUCACCAGAAUACUGGUAUGCGCUGCGAGUGGCUGCGUGGCAUUUCAUCUACAGCGCACGCACCAGCAUGAAUGCUGCUAUCGCAUCUGCUAUUGUCAACGCCCUCGCUCAGAUAGCCCAUGCAACCAAUGUUCUGCAGAACGACCCCAAGGCAGCUUGCGACAUCCUCGAACAGAGCAUAGCCAAUCGACAAAAAACAUCCACGGAAAUUGCUAAGGCGUUCAAGAAAUAUGUCGACACCCUGGUCACCCGACAACAGCAGGAGGAACCUGCGAUCAAUAUCAUUACCUUGUCUGACUCGUCAACUAUAUUAGCGUCACUUACACAUCUAGUUGAGCUUGCCCAGGAGAAUCUGUUGCGACUAAAUUUCACGAUACUCGAAUCUCGCCCAGCAUGUGAAGGUGCUAGCUUAGCAGCUUCUCUGCUUUCAAGCUUAAACGACAAAGCCGCCUCUAGAGACGAACCUGCCCGAGUAAGUGUUAGGAUCGUGCCAGAUUCCCAUUCCGCCUUUGUGCUAAGAGAGCCGAAAGACGCUGGUGACAGCAGGAAACCACACACUGUUGUCUUGCUAGGGGCAGAUCGAAUCACACCUUCUGGACAUGUGGUCAAUAAGACUGGUAGCACAGCCCUUGCAGUAUUAGCACGGUGUCUACCUGGCCGUGGCAACAGGGAAGUAGUGGUGCUGAGUGAGACUGACAAGAUCGCUGUACCAAAGCAGGACGUACUAGCAUCAUACGAGCAAUUACUUGCAAAGCCUGACGAAGAAGGCGUGACAGACGGUUUAGCUGCUGAAUUGUCACGGCAGGAACUUAAAUUAGAGCCUGACGAACAACAUGAUUCGGCAGAGAUCUCUUGUAUCUGGCCGGAGUCAGCUAGAAACAUGGUCCAGUCCUACAUGCAGGCAGCAGGUAGCAGCAGUGUACGAAACGCCGUCACGAUUGAGAACUCGUAUUUUGAGCUCAUUCCCGCCGAGUACAUCGACGCAUAUAUUGCCGAGGACGGAGAGAUCAGUAAGGAGGAUGUUCUCAGGAAGAGCGUCAACAAAGCGAAGAAGGAAAGCAACCUGUUUGAGGACUUGUAUGAAGUCGACUAG
Molecule: messenger RNA, 1734 nt
Organism: Lithohypha guttulata
Lineage: Eukaryota; Fungi; Ascomycota; Eurotiomycetes; Chaetothyriales; Trichomeriaceae
Exons: 2
Coding region: 1-1734 (577 amino acids)
Molecular function (GO): S-methyl-5-thioribose-1-phosphate isomerase activity
Source: RefSeq, a predicted model, not a curated record